Nerophis lumbriciformis (worm pipefish) is the source of this 3241-nucleotide messenger RNA. RefSeq lists its product as uncharacterized. Gene Ontology annotation, molecular function: RNA polymerase II cis-regulatory region sequence-specific DNA binding; DNA-binding transcription factor activity, RNA polymerase II-specific. Gene Ontology annotation, cellular component: chromatin; transcription regulator complex; PcG protein complex. Lineage: Eukaryota; Metazoa; Chordata; Actinopteri; Syngnathiformes; Syngnathidae. The record is from RefSeq and is a predicted model, not a curated record. Gene Ontology annotation, biological process: regulation of transcription by RNA polymerase II.
AUUGAGAACAGGAAGUGAACAAAAGUGUUAGCAAGUGCUAUGUAAAGGAAAAGGGGUAGGAUUAAAUCAACUCCGCUUCUUCCUACUCCGUUUCGAACAUGUUGAAUAGAGAAACUGGAAAUUGUGAUGUAAAAUGUUGUAUGCAUGCAUGUUCGAAAUAAACUCAAACUCAACCAACUCAACAAGAAACAAGGUAGUGCAGCGUCAGGGUUUCACUUUAAUUAAACGCGUUUGGUGUCACAGUUUGUCCUCCAAGCGACCACCGUCGAGAGUGUACGUGACGUCACAGCCGACAAACAAAAUGUCGGUCGCGAAGCUGACAACACAUUUUAACGGGUUUAACAAGCGUGUUUUUGCAUUUGCUGGUCCUUUUAGUUCUUUUUUGUGGGUAAAAUAUGGCAGCGGAUAGAGCUAAGACAGUAUAAAUGGCACAAAUGUUCCUGUAGUAUCGGUAGAAACCAUAAACAUGCUCAGCUAGCGAGGCAGAAUUUGUCAAAGAAAUACGAAUAUUCGAGUAGCGGCUGCACAAAUCGACGACAUUUUAAAAUUUGUUGGUAUAAAAAAACAAAAACAUUAUUACAUUAUGUCCGAGCUGGAGACACUCGUCGUCACCUUCCAGACAGAGCUGUUGGACGUGAUGGAGACCCUGGUGAAAAGCGCCAUGUUUAAGGUCACACAGUUGGUCGAGGAUGGCUUCUUGGAGGAAAUUAAGCGCAAGAACCGCGAGGUGCAGACCCUGAGGGUGAAGUUGGAAUGUGCUGAGAAGAAAUUAAGUGACAAUGGUGUGAAAGAAAGACGGAUGAGUGUUGAUGCAAGUUGUGACACUGGCAACACUUCAGAAGACCUGCAAGAUGAUGCGUUGAAGGAAUGCGGUUUGAAGAGAGAGACAUACAGUGAUGACAGAUCAUUGAGAAGUCGAAGAACAGAAGAGGACCAGACUCCUGCAGCUCUCACUCAUACACCAGAACAUACUGAUGUGGUGCCAGUGGUGAAAGAUGGAAUCGGCCUGGAGGACUCCGACAUGGCUGUGCUUCUGUCAGUGGAGAUGGAUGCUGGUAGGACAGGCCAAACACUGCAUCAUCAGAACCUUGGAACUGACAGGAAGUGUGAUUCAGCCAAAGUUUCGGUCCAUCGUGCAGAGCAGGGGCUGGAAGAGUAUUUCACAGAAGGCAAUAUGAGUCCUGUUACUCAUGACAGAGGUCAGCUUUGUAGCUCCUCCCCUAAGGGAAGACUUUUGAAACUUGACUCACUUGGUGUGUCCGUCAAGCAGGAGAUAAUUGUGGAUUGUGGGGGCAUCCCAUGUGUGAAGAAAGAAACUUCACAGCCAGAAAUUGCGUCUUCUUUUGCAAUUAAGAGGAACAGAGAGACUUAUUUAGCACCGAAGCAAAACACAAAUCCCCGUAAAACGACGGCACAGGAGCAGCUGAAGCAGAACUCUAACGUUGGCACGUUUGACAGGUCACGGGCUGCCAUGAAGCAACUUAUUCGGCCUAUUAAAAAGCCUGCUCUAUCGAACAACACGUUAGCGUUGUCUUGCACUUACUUAAACGUAGACCCCCUGAACCGUAUUCCUUCCACGUCUAAAGCCACGCCCCCUGCUACACUUCAGCGAAGUCACCCUGCAAAUAAAUUCACCUCUGCCGUUAGUCGAACUGGCACCCAGUGUGUCAGUAACAGAUCCCAGCCUCACGCGCGCUCUUUGGCCCACCCAGACGGCCACGCGGUACACCCCUUGCGCUGCGGCCAUUGUGACAAAUGUUUCCCCCAUCUCAGCAACCUGAAGGCCCACCUGCAGAUUCACACGGGCGAGCGGCCUUUCUGCUGCUCUCUGUGCGGCCGCAGCUUCACCAAACUUAGCAACCUCAAAGCCCACCGCAGAGUCCACACGGGAGAGAGACCAUACUGCUGCCUAGCCUGCGGUAAACGCUUCACACAGAAGUGCAACCUGAAACGCCAUCAGAGAAUACACAUGGACGAGUGACAGACACGGCGGUCAGGAAACCACAGUUUUUUUGUGUGUAAAUGUCCCUGAGAUUGAGUGUUUUUUGUCAUGUUGUGCAGUUCACGUGAUACUUUUGAAGGCAGCUUCUUGUAUUCGUCUCCUGGAAGUGAUUGCAAGCAUUUUAAAAUAUAAUGUCUUACUGUAAGCAACAGGCACAAUUGGGUUGUUGUUAACUGUGUCAUUUACCAUUAAUUUGGGGUCUAGAGAUCCGAUAUUGAUAUUGGUCCGAUAUCAGCAAAAAAACAAGUGUCGGAUGAUAUCGUCUUCCAUGUAAAAUAUCCGAUACAAGCAGUCCUGCAGCGUGUUUACCUGUGCAAAGCUGAAUAGCCAGUUAACAUCUGAAUGUCCUCCGAUAAGCACACGCGGUUGGUCUUUUCUUGUAUUUUAGUCUCAUCAUUAACAAAAGGUAAACAUGGCAAGCUAUAGGAGUCUAAAACCGCACGUGUCAAUAUGAAAAAUAUCAAAUAAUUAUAGUUGCAUAUUAGUUACACAUGCAAAGUCUCCCUGGCAGAAGCGUAUGGGAAAGUAUUCAGUAACAAACGUGUCCGCAUCAUUCAAAUUACUGUGUUAUGACCUUAACUUCAUUAAAUUAUUGUGGCCACUCUUUGUCGCCAAAAAUAAUAACCCCUCCACUUGAAUUUUAAAGACAGCACAGUCUAUUCCACACAAUUAAUAAUAAAUAUGUUAGUGUUUUUCAUACCUUACAUUGUUGUCUGACUAAUUUCACUUGAUUAAAUCUUUUCUAACAUUCCACACCAUAAAAUAAAAGUAUGUACUAUGAUUUGAGACUAUAUAUCCAGUGUUCGUAAUACCAGCAACGCUGGUAUUACGAACCAGUACUUGCUGUACUUUAUAAGUACAGCAAGUUUAAUGCCAUUGCUUUUACGAGUAACAAGUCAUUUACCGUAUUUUCCGCACCAUAAGGCGCCCUGGGUUAUAAGCCGCGCCUUCAAUGAACGGCAUAUUUCAAAACUUUGUCCACCUAUAAGACGCCCCGUGUUAUAAGCCGCAUCUAACUGCGCUAAAGGAAUGUCAAAAAAACAGUCAGAUAGGUCAGUCAAACUUUAAUAAUAUAUUAAAAACCAGCGUGAUGUGGGCGCGCACAGAGUCGUAUAUCAACAUGGACGGAGCUGCGUGAAAAAAGCCACCCGGCCUCUUCGCGUAAACUUACCUUAACCACUCGCUCAUCUUUUCUUCAUCCAUCCCUUCGAGUUAGCUUUUAUGAUGACGCCGGCUGGA